UCGUCCUGCACACUUUUUCUGCGUAGGAGGGGCCGCAUCUUCACCAAGGGAGAGGGCGAAAGAACCACGUCACUCUUUCAAACUUGAAAAUUGCCCAUAGAACUUCUUAUAACAUCCUUUCUACAAGUUGGAAAAAAGGAUUUUCGAACAUUUCUGUGGCACGCUUGCAAAUGAUGCCAGGAUUUAGACUUAACUUGGCUCCACUAAAGGAACCGCUGGGUUUCAUACGGGUGCUGGAAUGGUUCACAGCUGUUUUUGCCUUUGGAAGUUGUGGUGGCUAUUCUGGCAGAAAUGUCAUCUCCCUGAACUGCACUGAAGGAGCCAACCAGACAUUAACAGCAGCUUUCUCUUAUCCUUUCAGGUUAAACCAGGAGGUUCUUGUGGAGGGCAACACCACACUAUGCAACCGCACAGUGGGAGAGACCCACUUGGUGGGGGACUCGGCAUCCUCCGUGGAGUUCUUUGUGGGAGUGGCCGUGCUGGCGUUCCUCUACUGCAUGCUGGCUCUUCUGGUCUAUCUGGGCUACAUGCACGUCUACAAGGACUCCAACUUUGGGCCCAUGCUGGACUUUGUGGUGACCGCCGCCUUCGCCUUCCUGUGGCUGGUGUGCUCCUCGGCCUGGGCCAGGGGCCUACAGGUGGUCAAAGACGCCACGGGCCCUGCAGGCAUCGAGUCCACCCUGAGUCUGUGCGCCGUGCCGGACGUACGCUGCGAGGUCAGCGAGAUGGCCAACAUGCGCAGCCUGGACAUUUCCGUGGUUUUUGGCUUCCUGAACGUGAUUGUGUGGCUUGGCAACGCUUGGUUUGUGUACAAAGAGACGCAGUGGCACUCCCAAAAGGCCGCUGCACAGCAAGCUUCAGGCCGCAGGUCGGCCCCGGGCCCGGCCCCCAUUUAAACAGCGGCCCCUCCCGCCUCUCACGGCAGCAGCCACGGCCUCUCCUGCUGUCGCCUGAGUCUCCCGAGAAAGCGAAACCUCUCGUUUUUUUCUCUCGUCCUUUUCUGUCCUCCUUUUCAGCUCAUCCCUAGCUAUCUGCCUGAUGCCACCCUGAAGUAGCCUAUAUACCGGGACGUAUUACCUGCUUUUGCUCUUUAAUCACUAAAAGUUUUGUGAGGAUGUUUGUGUUCACCUAUGCAAUUGUGUGCCUUGCACUUAUCGGUGCCAACAGAGCCAGAAGACUAGCUUUGCUUUACAUUUGAUUUCUUGUCCACUUGCUUAUUCAAUGAUAUGUCCCUGAAGCUUUAUAUACAGAUGUGCCUGAUCCAAAGCUUUUCCUCUUGUUUAUGAACCUCUCUGGGGCUCCUUAAGCCCCCCCUAUAGUAAUGGUACUGUUUUAUAAUUAUUAUUUUUUCAAAUGAAUGAGAAAUGUCCUUACACUUGAUUUUGUAUGCAUUAUGUUCUCAUGACGGUUGAUUUUUUUUUUUUUUUGUAUUGUGUUGUGUGCACUAAUUUUACCAUAUGUUUGAAUAUGCUGAAUGUUAAUGCCUGACGGAAGAAUUUACACCUCAAAAUGUGCGUGUUACAAGCUUUAUCAUGUUUUUUUUUAAAAAACGUUGUUUGGUAUAGAUUGGUUCUGUUGUGUGAAAGUGGGUAAUUUUUGACAAUGCAGAAAUGUUUCAUUCCAAGUCCAAAGCUGAAUCUUGAACGUAAUAUGCUGUUAGAGACACGAUUAAGGUGUCUAUGGAUCCUAGCAUAGAGCUAUUUUAUUUUGUCUUGACAGAAAUCCUUUCAAGAGUUAUUAUAUUUUAUGCAGUUAUUUUUAAAUAAAGGCCAAUCCCCAAGGAAAACAAUAAAGAUCUUCCUCCUUCCUUGAACCAGUGUCUGUCAUUGGGAGAUUUUAUCCAAAU
This is a messenger RNA of Sardina pilchardus (European sardine), 1846 nucleotides long. RefSeq names its product synaptophysin-like 1 (gene sypl1). NCBI's taxonomy places the organism in Eukaryota, Metazoa, Chordata, Actinopteri, Clupeiformes, Clupeidae. The transcript is spliced from 5 exons. The coding region runs from base 171 to 896 and encodes 241 amino acids. The record is from RefSeq and is a predicted model, not a curated record. Gene Ontology annotation, cellular component: synaptic vesicle; synaptic vesicle membrane.